CUUACCUUUUUAGUCCCGUCACGGCGAUAUUGAAACAUCGCUCAGCGAAAGUGGUUUGGGUUCGUCAAUAAUUACAUUUCAGGCAACCAUUACUUAUGUAGUCUGCUGUGGUCAUAUUAGACAAACAUACCACGGUCCCUCCGGCCUAAUUCACGUGAGCGAUUGUUUCAUUUUGAGGAUGAGGGGUUGAAACUUUCAUUGUCAAGUUGUCACUCACCACAUUUCAAACUCGUAUCUGGAAAGCCGGAUUCUGAACCAGAUUAUGGUCAAUAUCAUUUGAAAGCUUCAUUGUUGCAGUUGGUCGUCAUCAUGACCUCCGUCACGGAAACCACACUCCCGGGUGGAACGCCAGGCUUCAACGGCGCAGACUGGUCCAAGUACAUGGCCUACCGCCCCAUCUACCCCGCUUCCUUCUUCAAGCGCAUAUACGAGUACCAUAGUGUGAAGCCCCAAGCCGGCUGGUCUACAGCUCAUGAUGUCGGCGCCGGAGUCGGGAUCGUUGCGGCAAGUCUAGCUGCUAGUUUCAACAACGUCAUCGUCUCAGAUCCCAACGAUGGCUACACGACGCUCGCCCGCAAGAUUCUCGUCGAAGACUCAGGCAUCCCGGAGUCCAAAUUCACUUUCUUUCAGGAGGGCGCAGAGAAGAGCGCCGCCGAGUCCGGGACGGUCGAUCUGAUUGCUGCUUGUGAGAUGAUCCAGUGGACCGAUAUUGAUGCUGCAAUGGAGGAGUUCGACCGGGAGCUCAGGGUUGGCGGGACUGUGGCGGUGACUUCCUACACAAGGCCGCGGAUCAUGGGCAACGAAAGGGCCCAGAGGAUCUGGCAGGCGAUCUUCACAGAGUAUGCUAAGAGAACUCGAGGUCUCGGUCACCUGUACGAUCGCGCCUUCGAGACCAUAAACUCCGGGCUUGAGAAUGUGGAAUUUCCCGAGGCUAGAUGGGAGGCUGUCAAAAGGAUUUACAUUAAUUCGGGCGGCAGCUUGGAGGUCUUCCAAAUUGAUGACCGGGUAGGUGAGAGUCGAGUCAAAAAAGGGGAGGAGAAGGUCUGGGAAGAAGGUGAUGAAGAUUGGUCCGAUAUCAAAGAUAUUGACUGGUUCAAGGCCUACCUUGCUACAUGGUCCGCUCGCAUUCCAGAGACCGAAAUCCAGAGUCUUUGGGAUGAAAUGGAAAUUUCCCUGAAAGGUGAGAGGGCGAGGAUAGAAACACCGAUUGUGCUGGUUUUUGCCACGAAGAAGGCGUAGUCUAGUGGUUAUGUUUUGCGGGUAGACAAAAGUUUCCACGCCCAAGUUUCGUUACUAAAUCCUACUCGAUGCUGACCGUCGUAUCUAAAAUUGGUGUACUCAAGUACUUGUUCGCCGACCCAAAUCUUGUAAAUUAAAG
Pseudomassariella vexata is the source of this 1378-nucleotide messenger RNA. RefSeq lists its product as uncharacterized. Gene Ontology annotation, molecular function: S-adenosylmethionine-dependent methyltransferase activity. The record is from RefSeq and is a predicted model, not a curated record. The transcript has a single exon. NCBI's taxonomy places the organism in Eukaryota, Fungi, Ascomycota, Sordariomycetes, Amphisphaeriales, Pseudomassariaceae. The coding region runs from base 310 to 1239 and encodes 309 amino acids.